AAAGACAUUUGACAUAAGCUAUGAAAAAAGUUGUCAAAUUCGUUUGUCGAUUUCCUUGAGAUUGCAAUAUUUUUGUAAACUGUUUUCGCGUUUAAAAAUGUUCAUUCACGUUACCGUAGGAUAAGUGCCUCCUAUAAAAGUGCUUGAAAUACGGAAAAAUGUGGGUGAAACCUCAAGAAGUGUUCAUCAAAACUGCGUUAUGGGAUUGUGACGAGACGACUUUGUAUUUCGUAUUGCAAAGGAGGAAAGGUCAUGGUAAAUCCAAAGGACUGUCUUCAUUGCUGGUUGGAACUCUAGACAGUGUUAGAGAUACUAAACCAGCCCCCUACAGAAUAUUGCAUCAAACACCCAAUUCUGAAGUCUAUUUUGUGAUAGCAACAGCAUUAACAGAGCAAGAGAUUCGAUUAGACUGGCAAUGGCUGUUUGAUAAUGUGUGCCCAACAUUACACUCCUUUGAUACCGAGGAAGAGAUUACAGAGUUUGUCUGUUGCAAAAUAAAUUCCAUCAUUGCAACGGAACAAGAAAACUUAACUGAAGAUGAAGACACUAUUACAUACAAAAAUGUGGAUUAUGAAUUUCACCAAAGAUUUAACAUGCCAAAGGAUGAAAAGUUGGUAUGUUAUUAUUCGUGUAGUUACUGGAAAGGUAAAAUGCCCCGACAAGGGUGGAUGUACCUCUCAGUCCACUACAUGUGCUUCUAUUCCUACAUAUUUGGACGUAAAACAUCUAUCAAGAUACGUUGGGCGGAUGUCACAGAACUGGCAAAGACCAACAGCCUUUUGUUUCCGGAUUCCAUAAAAGUUGUUACCAGGGAUGAUAAGCACUACUUCACAAUGUUCCUAAAGAAGAAUGAGACAUUUGCUUUGAUGCAGCAACUGGCUAACAUUGCCAUGAAACAGUUGAUUGACGACAAAUCUGGCACGUUCAACAUUGAUAAGGAUCUGCUUACUAAGUUGAGUAAAAAUGUACCAAAGAAACCGUCUUUUCUUAAGAGAGAUUUGGACGCACGGAAACAGUCAAAUCUGUACACGUUGAGAUUCCGACUGCCACAAACUGAGAAAUUGGAUGGGACUGAGGAAUGUACACUGUGGACUCCAUACAACAAACGCCACAAUUGGGGCAGAUUGUUUUUGUCACAGAAUUUCAUAUGCUUCGAUAGUAGGGUACCGAAUUUAGUCCGCCUCACGAUACCGCUCCGGAACGUGCAUCAAGUCGAGCGCGCGGAUUCGGGCGGCACCGGCAGUUCCGGGGAUUCCGGCAGCAUCCUCAUCACGACUGCGCAUCACACGAGUUUUCUCUUCGGCAACAUAUCCGAUAGAGAUUUCCUCGUGCAUAAAAUAUCGGAGUUGCUCGCUAAACUUCCGAAUGAUGUGUACAGGGAGAAGGCGACGCGUGCGCUGCCGCGGGAGGAGGGCCGGGGAGAAUGGACCGCGCAGCCGCCGCUCAUGACGCUGUUCCGGACACACCAGACGUCCCCCAUUAAACAGAUACAGCAGAAAAAGGAAAAACAAUGGGAGGACCACAUGUCAGAAGUAGGCCGUGGCGUCAGCAUGUAUCAGACCACAGACGGAAGCGAAUUAGUAGUGAACGGUAUACCGGAGUCGCUCCGAGGCGAACUGUGGAGCGUGUUCUCCGGCUCUAUACUGCAGAAGGCACAGAACAAAGGACUAUACGAGAGGCUCGUGAACGAAGCCCUCUCGUCGAAGAAUCAAGCGAACGAUGAGAUAGAAAGGGAUUUGCAUAGAUCCCUGCCGGAGCAUCGGGCGUUCCAGAAUGAUGUUGGUAUUUCGGCACUACGUCGUGUACUAUGCGCGUACGCACUCAAGAACCCGACAAUCGGAUAUUGCCAAGCUAUGAACAUAGUGGCGUCAGUACUCCUCAUAUAUUGCCCGGAGGAGCAAGCGUUCUGGUUGUUAGCUACUAUAUGCGAGACGCUGCUGCCUGAUUACUACAAUACUAGGGUUGUUGGAGCUUUGGUCGACCAAGGCGUCCUAGAAGAGCUGACAGAAGUCCACCUCCCGGAGCUGCACGCCAAGCUGGACGAGCUGGGCAUGAUGAAGAUGAUCUCGCUGUCGUGGUUCCUCACUCUGUUCAUCAGCGUGAUGCCGUACGAGUGCGCUGUCAACGUCAUGGACUGCUUCUUCUAUGACGGCGCUAAGGUUAUUUUCCAGGUCACAUUGACCAUCCUGGACAUAAAUCGCGAGAAGCUUCUCAACUGCACAGAAGACGGUCAAGCGAUGCAGAUUCUGAACAGUUAUCUUGAAGGCAUUUACAACGAGGAAGCGAUGGCCUUGUCCACUGAGCCACGAACUGCCGAAAGGACGAUAAAAAUCCAAGAUCUGAUAUACCGAACGUACCGCACGUACGGCGGCAGCGUCACCAGCGAACACAUAGAACACCUGCGUCUCAAGCACAGACUGCGCGUGGUGCGGCAGCUGGAGGACAGCCUCGAGAGGAACACGCUGAGGGCCUUGCAGCAGGACAAACUGCUCGAGCCUAAUGAGCUGCAGGAGUUACUAAGUGCGAUACGUGAAGAGUUGUUAUGGGCGAAGCGAGUGCCGUGCGAGCGACUCGAGGCGCCGUACGAAGCGUACAGGCUCGACUACACGCAGUUCAAAACCUUGUACACAGCUUUAUCACCGUGGGCUAAGGGUGAAUUUGCUGAAGCGAUCACUGCCAGAAUGUUUAAGGUGAUGGACAGCGACGAGGACGGCGCGGUGAGCGCGCGCGGGCUGAGCGUGUGCGUGGGGCUCGCCACGCGCGCCGACGCGCAGCGCCGCCUGCGACUGCUCUACUGUGCGCACGCGCCGCCGCUGCUCACGCGCCAGGACCUGCGCGCCGACUACACUGACACCGGGGAGGAGCUGGCUGCGGACGCCAUCGCCUUCUUUGACAGCAUAGAGAAUCCGACUACACCGGAACCAGAUGCGUCAUCUUCAUUACACCGGUCGAUAAGCGAGGUGUGCGACGACGGCAAUAUGGAGAAAUCCAGUGACAGCACCAACACACAAAGCGGCUCAAGCGGCUGGGGCGAGGGCGCGAUCACGCACACGGCCAAUGAGGUGCGAGCGUGCGCGGUGUGGGGCGUGUGGUCCGCGGCCAGCUCGCCGGGGGCGGGGGCGUGCGCGGGGGUGGGUGCGGGUGCGGGGGCGGGGGGGCUCGUGCCGCCCGCCGCGCCGCGCCUGCCGCGCGCGCACUUCCUGCAGCUGCUGGCCGUGCUGCACGACCUCACGCAACACAACCUCAAGCUGUACGAGGCCGUCGUGCUCGCAGGUACACUGCUCCUACAGUUAGGUGAAUUAAACCAGCGACGACCCGAAUUAGACCGAGAAAUCUCACAGGACAGCUUGUAUUUAGCGGCCGCUGCGAAACAACCUGUUGAGCUGGAUCCAAACGGAAACGCAACAGAACCAGAACAAAGCUCCGACAGUGUUCAGAAGCCGCCACCCUCACCAUCCAAAGACGACCCAGACAAUGGCUGGUCGAUAACGCUAGAACAAUUUUUGGCCACGAUACUGGCCCAACCACCGCUAGAGGAGUACUUCAAUGAGAAUAUAUCGAUACUCCCACAUCUAGAGGCGCUACGGCAGCGGGAUAGGCUGCAUUCAGUGUCGUAGUUUAAACUGAUAGCCGGGUUGUUGGCAAACUAAGUGUACCCUGCUUAUCGAGGUAGGUACUAAGAAUGCACUCUAUGUUAUUGGGAUUACAGUCGAAACUGCUUAUACAAAAAUAUGGUGUAUAAGAGUAUGUUUAAGUUAUGCUAACUUCAGAGGAAACUAAUAAGAAAGGCAUGAAAAGAUUUAAUAACUAACUUAUAACUUAUAUGUUUGCAAUUUUACAUAUUUCUGAAUAAAAUGGUAACCAUGUAUAAUUUUUCUAAUUGUAAUAAUAUAAUGAUACAAAUUGGCGGAGGUAUAUAUACCGCAGGUUGUGAUAUUUUAUUGUCAGAUUUUGAUAUUUAAAAACCAAGAUUUAAUAUUAUCUCAAGAUGAUAUCUAACAGCUAAAUAAUGGACUGCAAUAAUCGUUAUAACUUUCUGAAAAAUCUAUUAGAAUAUUAUGUCUCAUCUUAAGCAGUUUCGACUUUUUAAUCGGUGUCGCAAUAUGUUCAAGUGUCAUUUUCUUUGUUUAUUUUUACACUCGAUAUUCAAAUGAACAUAGAAAACAAUUAACAAAAAUUUUAUGUACUGAAUACACCUUUUCAUAUAUUUCUGAAUAAAACUCUUUGUCUAACGGGCGAUUUCAAUAUACGGUCACAAUCGAUAUUUCCAGGACAGUUGUUAAAACUGACCAAUCAGAACGAAGCUCGUUUGAAAGCAUGUCAAAUGACUCGUUCUGAUUGGUAAACCAAUCGGGAUCAAGUUUACGAUAGCGAUUGCGAUCGUUAUUGAUUUUGGUCGUAAAUCUUUUUAUAUUUACGUUAACAUUGUGAUACAAGAUUUAAUAUUGUAAGUGUAACGUGGCUUAAUAGUUUGAAUGCUUCGUUUAUUGUUUAACAUGUAAAAAUAUGUAUAUAUAGCACAGUAGUUUUCGAUAGACGAGCUUUGCUUAAGUAUAAGAAUUAAUAUUAGUUUAUUUCUUCGUUUUACCAUGCCAUAUAUAAAAACUGUACCUUCGUAUUGCAAAGAUGUACUAUUUCUUUUUCUAAAUUACUGUAGCAAUUUUGGAAAUGAGUGAUUAUUACCACCAGGCGGCGCCUUUAAUAUGUUGCCAUCUCUUUCUUAGACAGUAGUGACACUCGACAUGAAUGAAAUCGCAGAUAAUGUUAAUUAAAGGGUAAUUGGAGUUUACAAAUAACAAUGUAUGUAGAUGAAACCUAAGGUUUUUUUUGUCUAAAUUUUAAUUUAAAAACAUGAUUUUUUAUUAUAAAUUAAUACGAUUAUUAUAUAAAAACUUAAAAGUGUGCUUUCAUGUAUUCGUUAAUAAAAAAAUAAUAGAUAACGUGUAGUGCUUUACUAGAGUAAGAAUUUUUUGUGCAUAAAUGUAUGCGAUUGAAUAACAUUCCACUCUGUAACCGUUAAAAUAAUACCUAGGUUACAAAAAAAUAACCGUUAGUGUCAUAUUUAAUAUUUUUUGGGUACUAUUUUGUAAGACCCGAUGUAAUUUUAGGGGAAAAUAUACGGUAAUAUAAUUUAGAAUAGUACAAAGAUGGCAUUUUAGUGCGUUCUGGGGUUUCGCACUUUUGAAUGAAAGAACGCUUUGAGGGAAAUCAUGAACGGUAAUCAUCUCGAUGCUAAGGUUAAUGAAUAGUCAUCAUUCGUCAGUCGACAUCAUGUCUGGAAUCCACUCCGCUUACUAGCUUACUAUCAGAUGCAGUCCACAGUCAUUUGGCCAUACCCAUAUUUACAAAAAAUACCAAUCGUUUGACAUCAGUAGGUCGACCCAAAAAAAUAACCAAAAUAAAUAAUUUGUGUAAACUUUAUUCUGAUUGGCCCAUUUUCGCCAUCGAUCCGGAGAUAUGGAUUAAGAUUACCGCCGUAAUUCAUUAUCGAAAUUAGGAUCUGUUACGUCGUUUACAGUUUUCGAUUUUGAUUUGAACGUAAAAGCACUUUCAUCUUACAUUCGUUUGAACGAUCACAACCUCAAUGUUCGAUCUAAUUCUGGGAAUGAACUUAUCAAAAUAAUUCAAAUGUAAGCAUGUCAAAAAAACUUUAUGAUUGGUAAAUUUUUGAGAUAAAUCGAAAAAAGCGAGUGAGAUCGUUUAUUGAAAAUGAAUGCUUGUUUUUAAACGUCACGUUUAAUUUGUACUUUUAAUCGCUUUUUUAUACUUGAUUUUAAAGAAUAAUUGGAAAUGUCAUCAAGUUUCAAAACAUAUGUCAAUUUGACAAUUUAACUGAAGAAAUAUAUUAAAUUGUACCCUAAAUAUUAUUGGUUGCGUUUUCAUUUCCGCUGCAGUAGCGAAUAAGUAACAAAAUGAAUGCUUAAAUGUGUAAUGUGUUUAAAGAUUAUGAUAGGAAAUAUAUGUAUCAUGUAUAUAUAGAAGGAAAUUAAUAUAUUACAGUGAUAUUUGACGGUAUAAAUAUUGAUUGAGGGAAGGUAGUUUUUCCACCAUGUAAAGCUGAUAAAAUCUGCCUCAAUGUAAUGUACCAGGGUCAUCCCUACAAUCGAUUCCGAUAUCGAUUAAUCGAGUGAGCGCUUUCAUAGAAUUCUUUAUAUUAUAAAAGGCGAAUAAAAUGUGUAGAGCACUUGUACGGUAUUUUACAUCAAAGGAAUCGUUCAUUUAAUACUGAAAAUUAACUGUAUAUUUUUACUAACCUCAUAUAUAUUACCACACUUUUGUGCUUCGUAAAUGUAAUUGACGGGUGCUUGGCCAACUCAAUGAUGCUUGUAAAUAAAUACGUACAGAGUCCAUAUUAGCUUGCAAAACAUUUAUAUACAAAAUAUUUAUGUAAAUUAUAACAGAAUAUACUUAUUCGAAUGAUUACAAAUAUUGGUCGUUUCAUACAGAUAUGGAGCGAGAAGUAUUUUUAUAAAUCAAAGCAUUACAUUAGAAACUUAUAUAACGAGGGCUUAAUAUUUUUUUUCACGCUUCCAUUUCUAUAUGAAUGUGUUUACUGUAAUCUAGAUGUACCCUUUAGACAAUACAUUCAUAGCUUUCUAUUGCCCAUAUAUUUAUAUUUGAAAAUUAUUCUGAAGGCACUUUUGUUUGAUACCGAAUUCUUGUUUGGUUAUCCAUGUGAUCAGGACAAUAAAUAAUGGUACUUUUUAAACAUCAUUUUUAUAUUCAUAAAAUUAGCUAAACUGUGUAUGAUUUUUUUUAACAGUUAAAGCGCUAGGUUAAGUUUUGUAUCAACACAUUUUAAUUUAACGAAGAUGCAACGACCUACGCAUAAGUCGAAGUACUUGCUUGUCUCAUUUUGACUGCCUCGGUGACGUAGUUGUAAUACGUACGCGGUACGAGUUAGACUACCGCGCUGAGAUCCUGGGUUCAAAUGGCCAGACCAAAAAUAAAUUUAACUGAACUUUCUAUAAAAAUUACUCAGGCGCAGCUCGGAGUCAGGAAAUUGGUGGUGUGAUAUCCCCGUGAAGCACGUUCUUCGCCUGACCUGUCUUCAGUCAUGUCGAUAUACAGGGCCCUUAUUCUGUAUGAUAGUGUAAACGCGUAACGCGGCCGUGUCAUGUUAUCUUCGAGAAAUGUGCGUGGAAUGGUAUUCUGUAAGUCAAAUUUCUAUAGUCCUAAACAUGACGCGUUGUGUUACGUGCUUGUUACGCACUGUUAAAAUAACGUGCGGGAUAGAGAAUAAGGCCCCAGGUCACCGGAUUAUAAGAGUGAAGCAACAGAGAGCGCACGUGGGUAUUGCGCACACGCAUGUCUACUAUAAUAUGUCCUGCGUACUUGGCCGAUCUCCGUUGAUAUUCCGCCGUGGCCGAAAUUAGGCUAGGAGGAAUUCAUUCACAUAUCUGCAUUGCUAGAUAAUAAAAAAAAUGUGCACAUACAUUAUGUAGAAUACGGUACAGCAACGUGCAAUUGCCGAAAAAUCAAAAUGUGUGCGCGUCUUUGUGAAAUGAACUAUUUAUAAUUGGAAAGUGUGUACACAAGUGCUUUCAGAAUUCACCUUACAUCGAAGUGUUAGUGUAUUUAGUACGUAAGCACCCCUUUAGUGAUUAUUGUAAACGUCACGGACCAAGAACUCCCAACGUCCAUCGUAGCAUGAUUUAGAUAAGAUCCUAUGUGUACCCUGUUGUUGCUGAUAUACGUAAUUUAUAUGUAGAAAUCAUGUAGAAUUUGACGUUGGCAGCUCCCAGUCUAUAUUUUGUCGCCUGUACACUCAGCAUAGAAAGUGGCUUUUAUUUCAAGUUUAAACAUCUUUACAUAAUAUAAAAACGUCCCCCGUCUGUCUAUUUGAAUGUGAUAAACUUAAAAACUGAAUGGAAUUUGAUGUCAUUUGGUAUGGAGAGUUUAAGUUCCUAGGAAGGACAUAUGUAUGCUACUUUUUAUCCGGUAAAAUAUAUAGCGGGACUUUAUACCGGAUGAUCUCUUUCAGGCGGGCGAAGCCACAAACAAAGGCUAGUACAUUUAUAAAUUAUAUUUGCAUUGUGUAAAGGUAACAUGUGUUAAGACUGUUGUAAUAUACAAAACUAGUGUGAUUUAUGAUUAUGGUAAUUUUUGACAUGAUGUUGAAAAAAAACAAUAUGGCCAUGUCUUGUUUUAUGAAGUUUUGAACACAAUGUUACAUUAUAACACCAGCUUUCUAUGCAGACUGUACGUUUGCAAUGCAUUAUAAGCUUCGCUGUUAUUUGUAAUGUUCUUGGUGUCACAGCACAAUAUUCGUUUAUGUUACUUAUAGUCCAGUAUGUACCUUUAUCUAGCAUUGUACAAUGAAAUGAAUACAUUUGUUUGACGUUAAUUUUGGUUUUAUUUAUUUAAAAAAAAUGUAGGUAUGUUAAAAAAUAUUGAGGAUUUUUGUAAUGUUCGGAUGUGCGUUCAGAAGUAAAUUUCAAUAAAUGUUUUGACUAG
Molecule: messenger RNA, 8457 nt
Organism: Manduca sexta (tobacco hornworm)
Lineage: Eukaryota; Metazoa; Arthropoda; Insecta; Lepidoptera; Sphingidae
Gene: Tbc1d8-9
Product: TBC1 domain family member 9
Exons: 19
Coding region: 159-3617 (1152 amino acids)
Source: RefSeq, a predicted model, not a curated record